ACACUGUCAUUUGUAGGUUUUUUAUUAGUAUAUUUUUCGAUUUUUGCUACAAUCAAUCAAACACUCUGAAAGCAAAAAUAAAAUCAAACGCAGUGUCUGAGACCCUCAUCAUCGCCAUUUUUUUUUUUUUUUUUGGGUAGAACAUCAGCGCCAUUAUGUGAACCAGAUCCACACUCUCAACUUCGAUUCGAAGAACCUCUUUGGUCUCUCUCUCGCAAUAAACAAAUCCUUAAAAAACAAAACAAAAACCCAACAAACAGACACACUAGAAUAAACAACAACGAAAAAAAAAACCAUGGCCGUGGUUGAAAAUGGAGGGGUUGUUUCAAGCCGAAACUUCGAGACGCCAUCACAGGAAUCAUCCAACGGUCACGAUCAGCAGCCCAACAACAGCAAGCACACCCACGUGCGACUCAACCACAACCACCACAUCAUCAACGGUGACGGUGGUGGUGGUCCGAUUGUGAUGUCCCACCACGAUCAGGCGCUGUACAUUACUCCCACAUCGGCACAGCAGAUCGGGGCCCACCGAUCCAACGGCGGCGGUGGUGACUCAGCGACUGUCUCCGCCGUUGAGAGCUACAAUCGGGAUAUGAGAGAGUUACAAGAACUCUUCUCUAAGUUGAACCCUAUGGCUGAAGAGUUUGUGCCUCCUUCGUUAGCUAAUAACAACCAAGGUUUCAAUUUGAAUGCUGGGUUUUACCCUAACAACUUGGUAAUGCAAAGCAACAACAGAAAUGGAUUUGUUAAUGGCAGCAACACUGGCAGAAGGAAGAAGAAUUUUAAUCAAGGGAAACGAAGAAUGAAUGCCAGGACAAGUUUGGCUCAGCGAGAAGAGUCAAUUAGGAGAACUGUGUAUGUGUCUGACAUUGAUCAACAGGUCACUGAAGAACAGCUUGCAGCUCUGUUUGUCAAUUGUGGACAGGUUGUUGACUGCCGUAUAUGUGGUGACCCCAAUUCCGUACUUCGUUUUGCCUUUGUUGAGUUUACUGAUGAAGAAGGUGCAAGGGCUGCUUUAAGUCUGGGGGGGACUAUGCUUGGAUUCUACCCUGUGAAGGUGCUGCCUUCUAAAACAGCUAUUGCACCAGUUAACCCAACCUUUUUGCCUAGGACUGAAGAUGAACGUGAGAUGUGUGCGAGAACUAUCUAUUGUACAAAUAUUGACAAGAAGGUUACUCAAGCUGAUGUCAAACUCUUUUUCGAAUCAGUCUGUGGAGAGGUUUAUCGCUUGAGGCUACUUGGGGACUAUCACCAUUCCACUCGUAUUGCCUUUGUUGAGUUUGUAAUGCUUCUCCUCCGGCACCUUCUUCUUUGGAUUGGCACCACUUUUGCAGCUCCCUUCAUCCCCCACGAUUCUUCUUUUGUUGAUUGGUCGUGUUGUGUCAGACAUAGACUUAGGCCCAUGUCACUGGCUGAAAGUGCAAUUGCUGCUCUCAACUGUAGUGGUGUUGUUCUAGGUUCAUUGCCGAUUAGGGUUAGCCCAUCAAAGACACCUGUGCGCCCUCGUGCUCCUCGUCUUCCCAUGCAUUAAAUCAAUCAUCUUUGGCACCCAAGAAUGAUUUACCGUUCCAGUUUAAAUAUAUUUAAAUACACACACACAUCAUGUAAAGAUUUCCAUCUCUGGUUGUCUGUUUAAUAUAUAUACUUGUCCACUGCGGCCAUGCUAUGAUAUCUUUUGUUAUCAUAGGGUUUAUAUUUUGUUUAUUCUAGCAUAUAUAGAGUUGGAUAGAAUCUCUGAGGCUUAAAAAGAUUUCAUGUAUUUGCUCGUUAAUAUGGAUUUGGAUUUUCCGUAGAUUAAGCAAUGCUAAGAAGUUUAUUACUCAUGAAA
Messenger RNA from Quercus robur (English oak), 1828 nucleotides. RefSeq names its product polyadenylate-binding protein-interacting protein 11-like. The coding region runs from base 296 to 1531 and encodes 411 amino acids. Gene Ontology annotation, molecular function: RNA binding. NCBI's taxonomy places the organism in Eukaryota, Viridiplantae, Streptophyta, Magnoliopsida, Fagales, Fagaceae. The transcript is spliced from 12 exons. The record is from RefSeq and is a predicted model, not a curated record.